AUGGCUUUUUGCAAUUUCCACUGGAUACCCCUUUCACAUUUUACGCGUGAAUUUCCUUCUCUACGUUCUUCUUCCAUUGAGCUUCUGUUGGUUCUCUCCCCUCGUUCUUCAGUCAGUGGUCUUGUUGGUUGGUGCAGUUCUUCCACAGCCCAGAGAAUCGUUAAGGUUUUGGAGCUAGCUGGAGGUGUCAUGGACGAGCUUGCAAACCCUAGUGGUCCCAGAAAGGAGUUUAUCAACAACCAUUGCCGCGAGUUCAUGCAAUUGAUCAAGGAUAUUCAAGUGGCACUGCGGGAUGAAAUUAAAAGUGCAUGUGAUUACCGUCCGUUUGAGAAGUGUGAUUACAGUUCAAGAGUAGCUAAUGAAAUCUGUUGCAAGAAACUGGAAUAUGUCAUGUCACAGUUGGAUGCAAUGAAAGAAACAAUGGAUGAAUAUCAUAAUGCAGUUUGA
This is a messenger RNA of Prunus armeniaca (apricot), 447 nucleotides long. The record is from the annotation of a GenBank genome assembly. Lineage: Eukaryota; Viridiplantae; Streptophyta; Magnoliopsida; Rosales; Rosaceae.